AUGUCCUGUGAUCCGUGCUGUUGGACCCGGGUACACGGAGUUGACAAAGGCAGUGUGGUGAUUGCCCUCGUGGUAAUGAACAACGUCAUGGGCCAGGAGUUCUGGGCCUUGAAGGGUAUGGCGACCAUCGGCGUAACAGGCACAAGCGAAGCUGAGGAGGCCUUCCUGGCAUAUCUCGGUGAGGUGAACGAGAAGGUGCUGGAUUGGAAGAGCUUUUUUCAGAAAUCUGGCGUGCAGCGUGGAGUCAACAUAAUCCAUCGCUUCAGGGAGCGGCUAUUGGGCAUCGACGAGGGCUUUUCCAAGUGGGGCAAGGAGCAGCUUGACAAUAUGAGGUCACAACAACCAGCAGAAGAUAACGUUUCUUGGCCUCCGUCCUUGCAGUGCCCUGUGCCGAAUCAUCCUCUUCAGGCAACGCCCAUUUUCGAGCGCACAGAUGCAAGCUUGCAGAAUCUUUGCAGGGAUUUCAGAUCCAUGACGCAGGAAGCCUUCGUGCAGCAUUGCGUUGAGGUUGACCAGGCCUUGCAAGAAUGUAGGCGAUCAUUCUCAGCCUUUAAGACGGUGCAAGGCAUGAGCAGGCUGCCUCAGGCGUCAGAAGUAGAGCGUUCACGCAGAAGGCUGUGGGAUGCCGUUGCCAAUCUUCUGGAGUUCAGGGCCGAGGAGGUUCUGGCCAACACGGCCUCGCAAGCCACCACAGCUUCCGCUGGCUUUCCUCCCACUCUUCUGCAUCAGCUCAAGCCGUUCGCUGUGCCUUACGAUGCACCUGGCCUGCACCAGGCCACAAAACUAGUCAACGCCGUGUUGCGGGAGGCACGUAGACUCCAGGAGGCUAAGAGGCGAGCAGACUGGCAGAGUGAUGUGACUGGGGUCCACGAGAUGCUGGAUUCCCUGUACAGCUUGACUGGGCAGGAGUCAACUCUGACACGAUCCCGAUUUCUGCGGGCACGCUAUCCGGAAAAUUUCCUGCGAGCAGACUGGCCGAGUGAUGCAGUUUGGGUCCACGAGAUGCUGGAUUCCCCGUACAGCCUGACCGUGCAGGAGCCAAUUCUGCCACGAUCACCCUUGCUGAGGGCAAACUACCCUGAGAAAUCUUUGUUCCUGCGAGCAAACUGGCCGAGUGAUGCACCAGGAGCUGUUCCUUGGCCUCCCAUUAUCCAGCAAGCUGUGAGUCGUGCAGAUUCAAGCACGCAGGAUCUUUGCAGGGAUCUGAAGGCCGUAAUGCCGGAAGAAGCCUUCGCGCAGCAUUGCAUGAAGGUAGACCGGGCCUUGCAAGAAUGUAGGCGAUCAUUCUCAGCCUUCAACACGGUGCCAGGCAUGAGCAGGCUGCCCGAGGCGUCGGAAGUCGUAGAGCUUUCAAGCAGAAGGCUGUGGGAGGACGUUUCCAGAAGACUGGAGCUCAAGUCCGAGGAGGUUCUAGCAAGCAUGCAUGACCUCUGCAGGGAUCUGAAAUCCAUCAUGGCGGAGGAAGCCUUCCGGCAGCAUUGCCUUGAUGAGAGCAGUGACCUGCACGGAACGAUCUGCCGGGACCUGUGUGGCUGCACUCCUCUCAAGUUUCUAGGGAUGGCUGUCUUAGGAGACGUAGCCUUUUUGAGCUGUAGCACAGCCGAUGGCCAUGUUGCUGUGACGGGCUGGAUUGUGGAGCUGCCGGGGACAGACGCCGUAGUUGGUACCAUUGCAGAUUCCGUGAAGACCUUAGAGCAUAAGCUGCAGUGCAAGGAGGGUGGACAUUCCUUGGGAUUCGUGAGGGCUCCCAUUUCGGCUUUGGUUCUUGAUAGGCCGAAGGAUUGGACAGGACCUCGCUUGAGUGACGUGCCGGGUUGGCGGAUCAUUGAAGCGGGAUGGAAGAAGCUGAGUGCCUCCGACCUGACCAGCAGCGAAGCCGAACAGCCGAGAAGACGAUCAGAGGAAGUAGCCAGCGGAUCGGGAAAUGUGGCACAGGGUUCUUCUGCCAGGAAGUCCAAGCUGACCCCUCACUUGAAGGGAUUGGCCACUCUGUUUGGAGAGGAGAGCGAUGGAUCGGAGGAAGACGAGGAGGCCGAGGACGACGAGUUGGGAAAGGUUCCCCUUCAGAAGGGUUUUCUUCCGCCAGGUGGCAGCGCCCGGAAGGCGAAAAAGGCCGAGGCUCGGGGAUCAGAGGAGGCCUUCGACGUGAAGAAGAUGAUGGCCAAGGCGGUUGCAAGUGGUGCGGACCCGGCCAGUCUGUUACCCAUGAUGCUCAUGGCCCAGAUGUUGGAGAAGGACAAGAAGGGGCGACGGUCUCGAAAAAGGUCCGAGGCCCUCCUUGGUGGCUCUUCCUCCGACGAGUCCGGAAGCGAAGAGGAUGGCUUGGAUCCCAAGGGAAUGAAGGCCGUUCAUACUUUGCACCGCUUCCACGAGCAGAUCUUGAAAAAGCCGAGGCGGGUGAUCGCGGCUUUCGAGAAGGAGGUCGUGGAGGAGCUGGGAGUGGUACCAGGGCAGAGCUGGACACUUCGGGAUUACGUGAAGAGGCAAAGCUGGGGCCGCUACAAAGGACUAUUCAGGUGCGCCAUGAUGGACGUGGCGACUUACGAAUUGAUCCGCAAUGGUCGCCCCGAAGCGGCCGCAGCUCAGACAAUCCAGAACUUGAAGGCGAAGAUGCAGGCGGUCAUCGAGCAGGGCGACUGGACGACGGCAUGGCUAUUGACUGGAUUGGUCGACCCGGUCCAGAAGAAGGAGUGGGCCGGCAACAAGCAGGAGAUGACCAUUGUCUCGGGGUACGUCGAUGCCAUGGCUCGGCUCAAAAAGAAGGUUCGCGAAGCUCACGGAAAAGAAGGCGACGACGAGGACGAGCCCGGACGGAAUUCUGAUUUUAUGAAGUAUCUUACUUGGUUCGAAGGCGCCCAAGGUUCUUUGCUGGAGCGGUCUGGCGAUUCAAUAUCACUUUUUCCGUGUGCGCUGCCCUACCCGGAGACCCUCUCGGCGGCGGGUGUGAAGGGUGAGGAUGAGGCCAGAGUGUGGUGGGCCAAGUCGUUGAUGAACAGCUUCGUCGCUUGGUCUAACUUUGUGGUUCUGGGUUGUCCUCGUUGGGGUGGUAGCGCAUACGAGCCACGAGUGGCCUAUCGGAGUUGCACGGAGGCGCGGGCCUUCGCCGACAGGUUGCUUGGUGAGGUGGAGGAAUUUGCUGCCUCGGACUUGGUUUUGGGUCGUCUUGCUUGUGAAGGUAAGAGGGCGACUGUAGAGGAUCUCCUCGCGCAAGUCCAGGAAAGUGCAGGUGCAAGCUACUUUGAUGGUGUUCAGGCCCCCGCCUCGACAUCGUCGCCCGCCUUGGCCGUGACGGCUGACCGCAUCGCGGUGCCCAACUCAGCGGGAGGUGUUGAUCCAGGAGACUGGCUACCAGAGGAUAGAGCAGCUGUUUUCCGGGACCUUGAGUCGAUUCGGUUGCCCGAGCAUCUUUGGGACGAAGCUCCCCUUGCCUGUCAUCGGGUGCCCCAGGCCGAGGAGGCUGAUUUGGCUCGAAAGCUGCUCGAGACGAAGAUGGCUGUGCUGGUCCCAGAAGACGCUUUGCCUCGUCGUCGUGAUGGUCGGAUGUUGGUAGGUGGUUUGUUUGCCGUGGCGAAGAAUGAGCAUGAAGACAGACUAAUAUAUGACCGCCGCCCCGAGAACUCCACUAUGCCUUAUUUGGACUGGGCUACUCUACCUAGCGCGGCAUGCUUCACUCGUCUUCUUUUGCAACCAAACCAAUACCUUCGCGGCUCAGGUGAUGAUCUGCGGAACUUCUACUACAACCUGCGACUUCCUGAAGGCUGGGAGAGGUUUAAUCCUGUUGGCCGCAGGGUUGAUGCUCGUGUCGUAGAAGAACAAGGGCUUGAUCCUCGCAUUCACCAUCGCCUAUGUCUUCGGGUAUUGGGAAUGGGUGAUCGCAACGGGUGUGCAAUCGCGCAGGCGACGCACGAGGGGAUCCUACGGAAACACGGUGGGUUGGACCCUGAGACAACCUUGCGCUAUGGUCAGAGUGCUCCUCGUGGGGAUUUGUGGCAGGGGGUUUAUCUAGAUGACUUGCUCGUUGUGCAGCGCAUGACCGUUGGAGCCGCAGUCCCGCUCGAUGGCACGUUCGACCCGCCUGAGGCUUCGGCUGAAGAUGCGGACAUGCAGGAGGUGUCGAAGGCAGAGGGUGCUUAUGAUGCCGCGGGGUUGCAGAGGGCUUUGCACAAAUCGUUUCGUGCGUUGACGAAGUUCAAGGCUUGGGGUGCCGAGAUUGACGGUGUCCAAGGCACGAUCGCUUCACCGUUGUCGGUGCGCCAGCAAGUGUGGAGGUUGUUGGAGCGUCUUGUUGCGACAGGCUGGGCUACGAAGGAGAUCAUGCAGAAGGUGCUCGGUUUCCUGGCUUUCGCUUUUCAGUUUAGGCGAGAGUUGUUCUGCUUGCACCACAGGGUUUACAAUUUUGUGGCGAAGCUGCCCGAGAAGAAGUGGUGCCGACUCCCGAAUCACAUCGUUGACGAGCUCCGGAGUGUUGCCUUGCAUCUCCCUUUUGCCAGGUGGAAUAUGCGUCGAAGUUUGCAUCCUUCGGUGCUGGCUACUGAUGCGACUCCUACCUCAGGGGGCGCUGUGAGGGCCCGAGUUGCUCCAGAGCUGAACGAGGAGUUGUGGCGCCGGUCUGAAAUAAGGGGGGCUCCAGUACGGCUAGAUCGUGCGGAGGCUUUUACGUGGAAGGCGGAGGAGCCGAUCGCGGUGUCCACUUUUGCCAGUGCGAUUUCGGAGUGUUUGCAAUGGACGGUGACUGCUUCUUAUUCUUUCCGCAGUACCAGUCACAUAAACUUGCAGGAGGGUCGAGCACUUCGUCGGGAAAUUGCUCGUAUGGCCAGCGCCCUACGGAACGCCGGCCAUGUGCAGGUGUGCCUCAAUGACAGCCGCGUGAUCGUGGGAGCGGUUGCCAAGGGGCGCUCAAGCUCCUACAAGUUGAAUGGUUUGCUAAGGGCUCAGCUUCCGUAUCUCAUCUUCGCCGACAUAGUGUUGGCGCUCCUGUGGGUGGAAACCGAGUCCAACUUGGGCGACCACCCAUCCCGCUUCAGGUCGCUGCCGCCUCCAAAGCCUCCGCCUCGCUGGAUGUCACGUUUUGGGGUUAGGCGCUUAAGGGCAGGAAGUGGUGUGCAGAUUUUCGGUUCAGAGUACUUCACGGAAGCCCAUCGUGACAAAGGUCUGAUGAUGUGGGACCCGGUUGAUGUCGGGCACGAGGCAAGCCUACUCCGGACAACACUAGGCUGGCAUUCUUGGGUUGCCGAAGCCAUCGAGGAGGGGGUGAUCACGUGGUUGUGGUUGGCUCCUCCUAAGGGUUGUGGUCCUCGGAUUUGGAGUGAGGUGCUAGGUCUGGCGGCAAUCAUGCUUGAAGGUAAUGGCUACGUGUUCAUCGAGCACCCGCGGAAAGGGGGGGCACUUCGAGGCCGGGAUACGCAGCUUUUCAUGUCGAAGCACGAGGGGAUCCGCAGAUAUAUUGUCGAUUGGAACCUUUAUGUCGACCCGGGAAGCCGUGAGGAGGGGGAACUCGAGCAGUCUGUUGUGUUGUCCAAUGCGCCGUGGUUGAGUUCAGUAAGCCCGCAGUGUCCGUGCCAACACGCACCGAAUCCUCAGCCCCGAAAUGGUGCCUUGGUGACCUACCCAAAAGUCUUUUGCGAUCUCCUUGCCGAUGCCGCCCUCUCGUGGAACCCGUCCUGGGCGUCUGCGUAUGUGGAUGCGUGGUUGGAGCGAGCGGUUGAGGCGGCUUUCCAAGGUGGUGAAAAGUUGUACUGGGCUACCCUGGCAGUGCUGAGCAUUCAAAAGGAGCUUCGAUUGUCCGGGCCUUUGUUGAGGAACACCUGGUCAAACCUUCGAGCGUGGCGGAUGUUGCAACCAAUCAAGCCGCGGGUGCCAAUGACCCAUUAUGUGAUGCAAUGUGUCCUUGUCGUCUGCCUCGCCUUUGCGAAUCAAUCCAGCGGUUCGGCGAAAGCGGAAUGGUUUUCAACUAUGUUGGGGAUCUGGCUAGCGUUUGCGGGAAUGCUCCGGCCUGGCGAGGUAGAUAACCUCAAAUUCUCCGACUUUUGUUUUCCAGAAGUGGCAGAGCUUUGUGAGAAUGUGGGGCUGGUCGUAAACAUACGUCAAGCUAAGACGCGGAGAGUAUGGGCGAACCAGUUCAUCCUCAUACAUGAUCGGGCUCUGGUGUCCUGGUUGCGAUGGUGGGCGCAGGAUCAAAAACCUUCGCUUCGCUUCUUGCAGGUGGGACGCCGGAAGUGGUCGGAGCGACUACGUGAGGCCCUCAAUGCUUUGGAUUUGGAGACCUGUCAUUUGACGCUAGGGACGGAAACAUUACGGCAUUAUUUGCAAGAUGCCCUGGCCAUUCACACGUUGGCCCAGGCUCCCGGCUCUGCUAAGGACAAGCUUGCUGAAGUGUAUGAUUACUGCGGCUAUUUGGGACGGUCCGAGCUCUCCUUCGUCGUCGUCCACCAGGACCGCUGGAGCUACCUCGUCGUGGUCUCGGGUGUCGUUGCCUGGGCGAGUGCAGAGCAAAGACGAAGCGCUGAAGCUGUGGAAGUCCGUUUACCCCGACGUUCAGAUGCCAGAGCACCGCCCAAUUCCAAUGUAAGGCGUCGUGAGGGAGCGGGGGAGGCUGAGGAAGCGACAGAAGGCACCGCUUCUGCUGCAGCUGAGGCGCUGCAGUCGCUGGCUGGGCAAAUCAAGCAGCCUUUGGAUGGCGGCUUGACGGCAACACAAGUGUUGGAGGACCCGCAGGCGCGGGCAGCGGCUGCCAGGUGGCGUGCGGGAAGCAGUGCUCGCCGUUUAACGGCCGUCCUAGCCCGGGCGAGGCAAGGCCUACAAGCCUGGGUGAAUGGGCCAACUCGUGAGUUGAGCGGGGGGCCGCCUGCCCCUGUCCGGCCUCGCCCACUUCGCCCUGCUUCGCGCGACGGCACACCUGCAGAACCAACCUCGUGGCGAGCCUGGUUGCCGCGACUUAGUGUGUGGACGGUCUUGCUGCUGGUGUGUGUCUUGGUGUUCCCUCGCAUCAUCGCCAAGUUCGCCACUUUGAUCCUCAGACUGUUGGGCAAGGCCAUGUUUAGCCUCAUGUCGAAUCUGAUCCAGGAACUCCUGUCUCAGACUUUGCAGGCAGCGACUGAGAUGGAGGAUCAGGUCGUGGAGUACCUGAACCUUUACCUCGGUGGCGACAGCAAACCUGUGGCGUCGCUGCCGCAGUCUGACGCUGUGGCCACACCUCCUGCGCAGCAGCAGGUGGUGGUCGCCCACCCGACCCGCCCGGUCGACUUGCUGAUGCUCCUGCUCCUAACCUUCGCCAGCAGCAGGUGGGGGGGGGUGGGGGGGAAGCCAGGAUCUAACUAUGAGCUGUUCAUCGCUGGUGCCCACGUGUUUCCCGAGGGAGGCAUCCUUGAAGGUGGCUUCGGGAUCCAGUCUGAAGGGCCCCAGGCGAUUGAGUGUGGUGCCUUUUUGGCCAAGAAGGAGAGCAGUGACCUGCACGGAACGAUCUGCCGGGACCUGUGCAUCCUUGAAGGUGGCUUCGGGAUCCAGUCUGAAGGGCCCCAGGCGAUUGAGUGUGGUGCCUUUUUGGCCAAGAAGGAGUUGCUCCAAGCAUUCCGUGCACGAGAAGGCCCACGCUACUGUUCGGCGCUUCAACACGUUUUUGACCUGGGCCUUGGAGCGAAGGCCCUCCCCUGGGUCUACCGACUCUUUCGCCAUGUCGGGACAGACCAGGUCAAAGCAGAAGACCACAGCCAGCAGGAGGUGAACCUGCAGCUGUGCUUCGUGCUCGACUCCGCAGCACAGAUGCGUGCCCAUGUCCAGCACACCAAGACAAGCGUCAGCCACAUUUUGUACGCCCUCAGGGAUACUCGUGUGAAGAUGUUUCCACAGGCUGUUGUCGAGGCGCAGAUGUCUGCGAUCGUCUUCGCGCAUGAGAGCAGAACGGGGCCGGAGGCUGCCAGAGAGUGUUCAGGCUUCACGAAGGAUGCGGCAGAGCUGGAAGCCUCCAUCGAUCGGCAGCUGGAAGAUCUCAGCUCAGCUCCGGAGGGCCUGCCUGGCGCCUUGCACAGAGCCUCGCAUUUAGACUGGACCUCAGAGAGGUGUUUAGUCAUCGUUCUCACGGAGGCCACCGGUGCCAGUGACGACAGCGGCGGGGAGCAGGAGAAGGUGCAAGCCCUGCGAGCACAGGGAAUAGCAGUGGUGUUUUUCUACGCGCCUGGCACAGACGCAGUCCGCGGCGUAUGCAAGGAACUGAAAGAUGUCGAUCCCGACGUCGUUCGUGAGGUAGUGGAGCCCAACAAGAUUGUAGAGACGAUGAUGCCGAUCUUGAAAGCCAGGCUACUAAAGCCCCUGUAUUAUGUCCUGCAGCCUCUCGCCUCGCCUGAGCAUGCGGUGCAAGAUGUUUGGUUGCUUGUCACUGAGUCGACAGACGUGGAGGUGGAAGACUGCAGCGGGCAAAAGGAACUCCUGAAGAUCGGAUCGGACGGAUUCCUGUGGCUCGGCACGUCUCGUCCGAAGUGCAGGGUGUCCCUGCUCCGUCCUUCCUCCGAGCUGGAUCCCUUCUUCGAAAAGAGAAGCCUUCCAGUGAGGCUGAGUGAUGAAUUCCCAGGCACUGAGACCCACAUCUUGCAGAUCGAUGCCUUGACAGCCUUGACAAGCUCGCAGCAGGAAUUCCUCCACCAGGAGCUGCAGGAGAGCUUUCGGCACCGCGAUGGUCCACGCUACCUCGGAGCAUUGACCCUGGCCCUCCGCUAUGGCUUAGACAGGCAGGCACUCCCCUGGGUCUACCGACUCUUUCGCCAUGUCGGGCCAGACCAGGUCAAGGCAGAAGACCACAGCCAGCAGGAGGUGAGCCUGCAGCUGUGCUUCGUGCUCGACUCCGCAGCACAGAUGCGUGCCCAUGUCCAGCACACCAAGACAAGCGUCAGCCACAUUUUGUACGCCCUCAGGGAUACUCGUGUGAAGAUGUUUCCACAGGCUGUUGUCGAGGCGCAGAUGUCUGCGAUCGUCUUCGCGCAUGAGAGCAGAACGGGGCCGGAGGCUGCCAGAGAGUGUUCAGGCUUCACGAAGGAUGCGGCAGAGCUGGAAGCCUCCAUCGAUCGGCAGCUGGAAGAUCUCAGCUCAGCUCCGGAGGGCCUGCCUGGCGCCUUGCACAGAGCCUCGCAUUUAGACUGGACCUCAGAGAGGUGUUUAGUCAUCGUUCUCACGGAGGCCACCGGUGCCAGUGACGACAGCGGCGGGGAGCAGGAGAAGGUGCAAGCCCUGCGAGCACAGGGAAUAGCAGUGGUGUUCUUCUACGCGCCUGGCACAGACGCAGUCCGCGGCGCAUGCAAGGAACUGAAAGAUGUCGAUCCCGACGUCGUUCGUGAGGUAGUGGAGCCCAACAAGAUUGUAGAGGCGAUGAUGCCGAUCUUGAAAGCCAGGCUGCUAAAGCCCCUGUAUUAUGUCCUGCAGCCUCUCGCCUCGCCUGAGCAUGCGGUGCAAGAUGUUUGGUUGCUUGUCACUGAGUCGACAGACGUGGAGGUGGAAGACUGCAGCGGGCAAAGGGAACUCCUGAAGAUCGGAUCGGACGGAUUCCUGUGGCUCGGCACGUCUCGUCCGAAGUGCAGGGUGUCCCUGCUCCGUCCUUCCUCCGAGCUGGAUCCCUUCUUCGAAAAGAGAAGCCUUCCAGUGAGGCUGAGUGAUGAAUUCCCAGGCACUGAGACCCACAUCUUGCAGAUCGAUGCCUUGACAGCCUUGACAAGCUCGCAGCAGGAAUUCCUCCACCAGGAGCUGCAGGAGAGCUUUCGGCACCGCGAUGGUCCACGCUACCUCGGAGCAUUGACCCUGGCCCUCCGCUAUGGCUUAGACAGGCAGGCACUCCCCUGGGUCUACCGACUCUUUCGCCAUGUCGGGCCAGACCAGGUCAAGGCAGAAGACCACAGCCAGCAGGAGGUGAGCCUGCAGCUGUGCAGUGACGCUCAAGUCUUGUCCUACGUUUUGAGGCCUGGGUUUUUGAAGCAGAAGCCUGAAGACUCAUUCCGGGCAGUUGCCGAAGGACAUUAUUUGGAGGUCAAGACUUCUGCUGGCACCAACAAACAUGUGAUCGGAACGGACGGUUUGGUUUGGUUGAGCGAAGGAGUCGCGGAUCGCCCGCAGAUGCUGACUAUACACAGGCCACAAGAAAGGAGUUUGGACCUGCGUUUUGCCAGGCACAGUGCACCUCAAUGUGUUCAGAGCACUUACAACGGCGACGAAGAUAUCCGAUUCGAGAUUGUGGGUGUCCCUUGCUUGCAUUGCUUGCAUCAUCAGGCUCAGGCGACGGACAUGGUGUCCUGGCAGAAAGUUUGUCUCAAGGCGAGCGUGUAUAACAUGGAUGCCAUUCGGCGUAUUUACGGAGAUGCUGCUCGGGACCCCUGGCACAAUCCAAUCGGGUCAGCCUUCGACUUGGCACAGGACGAAUCAUUGCAUGGCUUCAGGUUAAUCAUAUUAAAUGCGCAUCAGAGGCAUGGCCUUCCGGAAGAUAUCACGAACCAUGUUAUUCCGACACUGGAGUGCAAGGGUCUCGAAGUCGCCUGCUGCGUCGCGGUGGAUGAAUUUUCUCAGCGCCUGAACACGGAGAAUUACCACGUCGCCUGGAUAAUCAGCACAGAUAGCUGGACUGGAGGGAACCGUUUGUGGAGGAGGUCAAGAAAUUUCACGAAGCCGGCCGAGGACAACCAUCCCUACUACGACCACGCAAAUGUGAUUCUGCAGGAACUCUUUGGCUUCCGACUGGAGGGCAACACUGGCGCAGGAAAGUGUUUGCGUCGAAACGAAGAAGGGCAGCUGACGACGGGUGAAUUCGGCGGGCACGGGAAGCUAUGCUGCGGCAUCGAACAGCUUUUCGAGGGCGUGACCAUUUGCUACCCAAAUCGCAUCCCCGAGGGAUGGUCUGUCUUCGGCAUGUCCACUGACUCGCACCCAGUCCUCUUGUGCAACGAAGCUACCUCGGAACUCCCACGGACAGCUGGGUCUGGCCGGGUCGUUGUGGAUUGUGGUUUUACGAAGUUGAUGGGGAAGCAUUGGGACCAGGCUGGAACCGCUCGCUACGUCAACAACUGUUGUGUGUGGCUCGUGUUGCGAGAGCGAUUCCUCAGUCCCUCCGAAAAGUAG
Molecule: messenger RNA, 11088 nt
Organism: Symbiodinium sp. CCMP2592
Lineage: Eukaryota; Dinophyceae; Suessiales; Symbiodiniaceae
Source: the annotation of a GenBank genome assembly